CUCCGUUUUCAAUUCUAGGCGAGUGGCAGCUGAGGAGUGGGUAGUUAGCUCAGCUAAUAGUACCAUCUUACUCACAACUAAAAACCCAAACCAAACAAAAUUAAAUUUCCUUAUAGUAAGAUUGUUAGAUAGCAAACGUUCUUUAACAACCCUCAUAUAGAUAGAUACACUUUAAAGCUUCAAUUUUUCAACCCCAUUUCAAGAUUUUCCCUUUUCCCAAAACCCAUAAUCAAGAAAGUUCAUUUUUGUAUGCAAUGAGACCAGCUGCAGUAUUUGGUGGAGUGUUCCUUGCAUUAGCAGUGUAUUGUGGAUUAGACCCUUUUAAGCACAGUGCAAUUUCUGAGUUUCCGGAUUUUGAGUCUUUUAAGGUUGAGAUGCCAGCUUGGUCUCAAUUCCCAGUUGAAAAAGACUCACAUAAUUUGCUUCAGAAAUCUGAAAUCAAGUUCUUGAACCAAAUUCAGGGGCCAGAAAGUAUUGCCUUUGACCCUCAGGGUAGAGGACCUUAUACAGGGAUAGCUGAUGGGAGAGUUGUGUUUUGGGAUGGUGAGAAAUGGAAUGAUUUUGCUUAUACAUCAGCUAAUAGGUCAGGCUUAUGUGACCCAAAACCAUCUCCUAUGAGCUAUUUGAAGAACGAGCACAUCUGUGGUAGGCCUUUGGGGUUACGGUUUGACAAAAGAACAGGUGACUUAUAUAUCGCAGAUGCAUAUUUUGGGUUAAUGAAGGUAGGCCCUGAAGGUGGAUUAGCAGAAUCUUUGACAACUGAGGCUGAAGGAGUGCCUCUAGGAUUCACAAAUGACUUGGAUGUUGAUGAUGAAGGGAAUGUUUAUUUUACAGAUAGCAGCACGAAGUACCAACGAAGGAACUUUAUGCAGCUGGUUUUUUCAGCAGAAGAUAGUGGGAGGGUUCUCAAAUACAAUCCUAGGACAAAAGAAACCACUGUUCUUAUCCACAACCUUCAAUUUCCAAAUGGUCUUUCACUUAGCAAGGAUGGUUCCUUCUUUAUAUUUUGUGAAGGUUCCAAGGGCAGAUUACGAAAAUACUGGCUGAAAGGUGAGAAAGCCGGUACCACAGAAGUAAUAGCAAUCCUCCCAGGAUAUCCUGACAAUGUGAGAGCAAAUGAAAGAAAUGAGUUUUGGGUAGCAAUCCACUGUCGGCGCACCAUUUACAGUUACAUAAAUGCUAUAUACCCACCACUUCGUCAAUUCUUGCUGAAGCUUCCCGUCUCUGCAAAGCUCCAAUACCUCAUGCAUAUUGGUGGCCGGCUCCAUGCAGUCGUUGUGAAGUACAGCCCCGAAGGCAAGCUCUUACAGAUAUUGGAAGAUCGACAAGGAAAAGUCGUUAAAGCUGUCAGUGAGGUAGAAGAGAGGGAAGGGAAGCUUUGGAUGGGGAGUGUUCUGAUGUCUUUCAUCUCAGUUUACCAACUAGAAUGAACUCAGGAGCUUUUGCUUUGCUUUCUUUCAUACUUUCAUUAUCAAUCACUUCUCAUUUAGUUUGCCAGAAGACUGGCAUUGGAAAAGACUCAUUUUUACUUCCUUAAGAGUUGUAUGUAGCAUCUAUUUAAAUAAGCAUUAUUAUAACAAGUCUAUCUGAGGAACAUAUAUGUAACCCCUUAUUUUAUGAGAAAUAUUCUUAGAGGAGGCUUUCUUAAACCAAGCCAAAUCAUUUUGCAUAA
This is a messenger RNA of Nicotiana attenuata, 1672 nucleotides long. Its product is annotated as protein STRICTOSIDINE SYNTHASE-LIKE 3-like. NCBI's taxonomy places the organism in Eukaryota, Viridiplantae, Streptophyta, Magnoliopsida, Solanales, Solanaceae. Gene Ontology annotation, biological process: biosynthetic process. Gene Ontology annotation, molecular function: strictosidine synthase activity. The coding region runs from base 255 to 1430 and encodes 391 amino acids. The record is from RefSeq and is a predicted model, not a curated record. The transcript is spliced from 4 exons.